UUAACUUAUCUAGCCAUUCACUUGUGCAAUUCCCUGUCUACAAUACAUGUGUUCUCUCCGAGUCACUUGAUGUCGGCACGUUCAAUUCUAUAGUCUCUUCCAUUAUAGAUCUUCUCUUAUCACUAAGCUCUCCUUUUUGGAUACAAAGGUACAUACAUAUACGAAGUCCUCCUAUAUCGUAGGCCAUCGCGACCAUACCGUACGCUUAUGGUUGAAUCCGUCACUAUGGACACCCUCCCAACUGAACUCCUUCUCCACAUCCUUUCCCACCUCGAUGUCCCCCCGCCGUCCGUGACACGAUUCUCCCACGAGCCUUCCAUCCUCCUUACGACCUCAAAAUCUAUACCCCUCAAAUCCCUGCGCCUAACAUCCCACCGCUUCCAUGCCCUCACUACUCCAAUCCUCUUCCAAAACUGCGUUCUCAGCCUCGACCGCGCGCUCCUACUGCUCCCCAUCGACGCGCGCACCCUAGACGCCAUGCAAGCCGCGCUCAAGACACUCUCACCACACGAGUUGGCAGUCUACAUAAGUAUGAGGGCGAAACUAGACGCUACACAGCCGGGUGCAUAUCAAGAAGAGUUCGACACCGUGAUGCUAGAGUUUGUGGAUGUAAAACCCGGAGACAAGUGGAUGGAGCAGUCAGGACGCGCAUCGUGGGUACCGCGGCUGCCACCUCAAUUCCGAGAGAUGGAAAAGUUUCUAAGGGACCACAACCUGCGACAUAAAGUAGACAGUCUGGUUGUGGUCGCUCAGCGCGAUUACGAGCCGGAUUUUGGAUAUAGUACCAAUACGGUCGACGGGCGGAUGUACACGUACCAUGCUGUCCAGGAUCUCUGGAAGAGUGUGUUCACGCUGCUAAAUCCGGAAAGAGUGGUCGUAGCCGCGCCGCCGGGAACGCUCGCGACAUUGACGGAGACGAGUACGCUCAGCUCGGAUGGCUGGGCGUUUGAGAUGUUUUGUCACUACCUAGAACUACGACAGGACAGACCUAAGAAGCUAGAGAGCGAAAUGAAGGCGGAGGAGCUAGCGCUCCAGCGCCCAGAUGGCUACGUGCUCGGCACAGGGCCAGUGACAGGGGACAGGAGUAGUCUGUUGAUCUACGCGCGGCCGUGGACGCACAUCGGGUAUAACGAGGGCAAUUCGGUACCCGUGUAUUCCACGUACGAAUAUCAUCUCAAGCAGACGCCCAAGGUCCUCUACCUGGUUCUUGCACGACUGGGCAAGGAGACGUGCUGUUACGUCCGAAGCUUGACCUUCGUAGCCAUAUUCCCAUUUAGCUCACACAUGAGGACGAUGCUACGGUCUAUGCGAAAGGUCCCAACAUUGAAGCAAUUGAGAGUACAGUUGGCACCAGGGAAGGAAAAUAAUAUCCUGACAGAUAGGAUUAGGAUGAGGAAAGCACAACGAGGGGACCUCUGGAUGGAGCUCGAUGGAUGCUAUUCAAAGAUCGCGGAAUUCUUGUGGUCUAUGGGACAAGGAGCGGAGUUUCGCAGUGAUGAUGGAUCAAUUGGGUGUGGGGGAAAAAGCUUUCAAGGAUCGAUGAAGAAGAUGGGCGACUUGCAUAAUCUUGAGAACCCAGAGGAGGUUGUGGAGUGGAAUGAGAAUGGGGCUGGGAGGUGGAAGAGGAUUGAUGCUCUCAACGAAGCCACAAAGGGCUAAGUGGUGCUAUGUCUGGAAAUCACUGCUGCGAGAUGUUUUGAUGCCCCUCAAGAAAUCUCACCCAAUUCUUUUCGAUCGAGCUAUAUCUAGACGUACGUUCAUCGACAACAACGUGACCACCACGUGAUGUACCGUGGCAAUCACUGGAGCUCCAGCCAGACCAGAUGGUGCGGCCACUCCAUUUCAGGCAGAAUUACAGUUCCUUCUCUU
Molecule: messenger RNA, 1869 nt
Organism: Mytilinidion resinicola
Lineage: Eukaryota; Fungi; Ascomycota; Dothideomycetes; Mytilinidiales; Mytilinidiaceae
Exons: 1
Coding region: 226-1659 (477 amino acids)
Source: RefSeq, a predicted model, not a curated record